CAAACGAGAUCCAUCCAACUACCUUUGCGAGUUGCGCAACAUUGAUUUGCAACAGCGACCAAGUUUGUUUCUGUGGCCAUGGCUUCCAACAUUGGACCAUCGGGAGGCUCCGCCUCUCGCUUUGACAAGCUUCAGGAGGACGGCCUCGACGUCCUGCGCGAUGCCAAAGCAACACCUGAAUUCCAGGCUGCCGAGCAGGAUGCACGAAACCGACGUGUCGCGCAAAUGAUGGCCGAUCAAUCGUCCAUGCCCAUGGGCGUCAACAAAAUCGAAGUCACUGGCGCAAAGAACCUCCGCCGAGGUUUCCUCGACCCCAUCAUCAGCCCUAUCCUCAGCAACGACUCCGGAUCGUCACCUCAAACAAUGGGCGAAGUCCUCGCAAAGCUACAAGAAGCCAGCAACAAGCUCAGCGCCCUUCAAAUCCUACGACAGCCUCCCGAAGUCUUCCUCCAACAAGCCGACCCGACCGAUGCCACAUCCUCCCCCAACGACGUCAAUGUAUCCAUUGGCCUCAAGGAGCUCGGCCGCUUCAAGCUGCAGACCGGCACCGACGUCGGCAACGGCGAAGGCUCCGCGUACGGCUCGCUGCUCUGGCGCAACAUCUUUGGCGGCGCCGAGAUGCUCACACUCAACGCCAGAUCCGGCACCCGCACACGCUCAGCCUACAGCGCCAACCUUAGCACGCCGGUCCUCAGCAACCCUGACAUGCGCCUGUCGCUGGAAGGUCUCGCCUCGGCCUCUGAAAAGCCCUGGGCCUCUCAUGAAGAAGUUCUCAAGGGCGGCUCGCUACAGUUCCAAUGGAUGACACCGCAAAAGGACUCCCACAGCGUCGAAUACCUCGGCCUCUGGCGCCAAAUCACCGGCUUAGCUGCCGCAGCGAGCCCCGCGGUUCGCCAGGAUGCCGGAGACUCUGUCAAGAGCGCUAUCCGACACACAUUUUACCGCGAGCGGCGAGAUAACCCGCAGCUGCCGCAGAGUGGCUACAUGGUCCGCUCGAAGCUUGAGUUGGCGGGCAUUGGCCCACUAGGUGGUGACGUCGCCUUCUCCAAGAGCGAGCUGGAGAUGAGCGGUGCUAUUCCGAUCCCAGUGCCUGGUGCACAUGAAAAGUCAGGCUUCUCCAUUGGUGGUGGCUUCAAGAUGGGCAUGCUGUACCCGCUAGCGCAGGGCUUCAAUGUCGGAGGCAAGGCUCUGCCCAGCCGCAUCAACGACCGCUUCCAGCUUGGCGGCCCGACUGACGUCCGCGGCUUUGUCCUCGGCGGCAUUGGACCACAUGAUGGACGCGACUCUGUUGGUGGCGACCUCUUUGCUGCAGGAACUGUCAACUUGCUUAUGCCGCUGCCGUACAAGGGCCCCGAAUCAGCGCUGCGCUUCCAGAUGUUUGCGAAUGGUGGCAGACUGGUUGCGCUCAACGAUGGCAGCGGCACUGCAGGUAUGAAGCCUGAGGCUGUUCGAAGCGGCAUGGCCAGCGCCGUCAGCGAGCUGUUCAAUGGCGCUCCUAGUGUGGCUGCGGGUAUGGGUUUGGUGUAUGCGCAUCCCGUUGCGCGCUUCGAGCUCAACUUUAGCCUACCUCUUGUCCUGCGCCAGGGCGAGAUUGCCACGAAAGGUCUGCAGCUUGGUGUUGGAAUCAACUUUAUGUAGAGAAAUGUAAGGAGAGAAAGAAGAAGGAGAAAAGCGAUGAACCCAUUGUAUUAUUAUUAUCUUGUAUUAGACACAACACAACUACAAUCCACCAAUAGACCUUUCCUUGCGUUGCACCAACUUCCAUUUCACCAUUUGCCCAG
This is a messenger RNA of [Torrubiella] hemipterigena, 1781 nucleotides long. NCBI's taxonomy places the organism in Eukaryota, Fungi, Ascomycota, Sordariomycetes, Hypocreales, Clavicipitaceae. The record is from the annotation of a GenBank genome assembly.